AUUCAUAACUCGUGAUCAGCUUCCUGGAUUAGAUGUUCCGCGCCAAGGACGAAUGCGCUUUCUCUUCUUCAUUCUGCAACCAACACACCACUAAAUUCCUGGUACCAGGUAGCUAUAGCAGCUAGCUAGCAAGAGAAGCCGAGGCCAUGAUGAUGGGCAUUAAGCAUGUAACUGCUGCUGUGAUUGCAGUGAUGUUUGCAGCCCAAGGUGCCGUGUAUUUCCACCAAGAGUUCGUGUCGGCAAUUUCCUAUGCCAAGGACGAUGGUUCUGUCAGUCGAGCAAGACAAAUUGAAGUCGUCAACCGUACCAUUGGAAACAAAACCGUGCUAAUGGCCACCAUGCAUUCCGUGGCAUUCAACCAGACGUUGCAUCAGAGAAAGAUUGUUGAUGAAAAAACAAGUGGUGAAGAUGCCAGUGAGGAAGAAACAGAUACAGAGGCCGAUUUGGCAGAAGAGGAGUUACGGAAGGAAGAACAAUCUGCAAUUGAAACAACAGAACUGAAGGUGGAAGAAACAUCACAAGAACAACCAGAAACAACAAACACGGAUAAACCACAGACUGACAAUGACAUAGAUCAAGAGACAAAAGCAGAUACAGCUGACCCUGAACCAAAGCAAGACACUCCAGAAAUAGUGCAAACCACAGAAACAACACAAGAAAUAACACCCAGCAGCCCUCAGCCUGAAUCAUCAGAAUCCACUACUCAAGUCAUUAAUAAUAACAAGACACGGGCAGCAACAAAGAAAAUUUCCACAGAUGAAUCAAUCAAAACAAUUCAACAACGGAAACCACUGGCAGAAAUGACAGAGCAAGACAAGUGGGAAGCCGAAGAAGCAUUCUACAAAUACCACAAUGAACAAAUGAAUCUUCUCGUCAAUGACGAUUCCAUUGUCGACUGGAACCGAGAACGACGAUCCAAGGGAAAAUACAGUCGAUGGUUCGAAUUCUUUCAAUUCUAUCAAAUCACCAAGAACCAAAAAACAUUGAACGAUGAUGUCGACCAGAUUGACAAGGUACAAUUUGUCAGAUUCGAUGGCAGUCUUUGUAAACCCACAAAGUUGUUUACCAACUAUCGACAAGAAAAUAUCAAAGCCAACAACACAAAACCACGUCUGCGUCAUGUCCUACUGUCCAAACUGAAUCAGGAUUUUGGAGCCUUCUCCACACAAAUGAAUGGACUCACUGGAAGAUUUGGACAACUCGUCAAGGACUGGGGCAAAGAAGGAUGCACCGAACAAAUGAUCUUUGACUACAUCAAUCAUCCGGACACAUUAGGAGUCUUCACCAAUCAGUUCCAAAUAUACGAUCAUCCCAAGGUCCUAUCCAUUACCUUGGGAUUGUCACCAGGAAGACAAAACACACUAAUCAACUAUUCCAAAGUUUACAGUCCCAAUCGAACCGCGCUUCUCAUGAUCAACAUGAUGGAUCGUGGAGGUCGAAGAUCUGCCAUGUACCCCAUCAUGGCAAGAUUCAAAAAGGAACGCAACAUUGACAUGGUCAACUCGUACAACAACUACGCUGAUGAUGGCAAAAAUGGGACCAAACUUUGUCAUGAAAAAGAUGGAAAGGGCGAUGUCAAUAUCAAGGGAUGCUACUAUCGAGAAAUGCUCGACAGUAAAUUCCUCAUGUCUCCCAAUGGACUCGGAUUGGACUGUUACCGUCAUUGGGAAAGUAUGUACUUGGGUAUAAUUCCCGUCUUGGAACGAAACUCCAAGUACAAAAACACCGAUGGAUGGGCCAAGCGCACAUUGGCCGAUUUGCCAGUCACGUGGAUUGACAACUACGAUAAUCUAUCGCCUGAGUUUUUGGAAGCCGAGUAUGAUCGACUCAUCUAUCAAAAGGAUCCUACUGAAUACAACUUUCGAAAGUUGACACGACAGUAUUGGGUGGACUUGGCCCAUUCCGUGGCGAAUGGAACUUUGGUGCUCUCUUCAUCGUCUACAACAACCAGUCGUCGUCGUCUUAGGAGGAGGCGCCAUGAUGAGAAACGAUGACGGGAUCCUGCGGUUACGUUGACAUGCUGGAAAACAAUCGGAGAAGCUUGCUCCAUUUCCUUGCCGCUACCGGUAUCCGAUUUGACAGCGACAAAACCAAUUUUGCUGUGUCCGAGUCGGGUUGCCAAUCCAGACGACACGAGCUCCUCAUUCAAAGGAAAUUCCUCGACACACUCUAAACCGACCGCCGCCAACAACGCUGGCCGCAAUGCGGUUCGUUAGUGUGCGGUGCCUUUUAGUCUCUGGAUUAAUCCAACUGUCGGUCCACAUCCAAUUUUAAAAGAAUGUACAGUACCGAAUAGUCUUUGGAAUCGGAGCUACUACUAGCUACUUUUAAAACGUAGUAGUAACACAAAUGACAAGACUACCAGUCAAAAAGCCUUGAAAAGACAAAUAAAAGCCCCAUGAUAACAAAUAGUCUGAGCA
Messenger RNA from Seminavis robusta, 2420 nucleotides. The record is from the annotation of a GenBank genome assembly. Lineage: Eukaryota; Bacillariophyta; Bacillariophyceae; Naviculales; Naviculaceae.